Molecule: messenger RNA, 2010 nt
Organism: Betta splendens (Siamese fighting fish)
Lineage: Eukaryota; Metazoa; Chordata; Actinopteri; Anabantiformes; Osphronemidae
Gene: stn1
Product: STN1 subunit of CST complex
Exons: 9
Coding region: 113-1204 (363 amino acids)
Biological process (GO): DNA replication; nucleotide-excision repair; telomere capping
Cellular component (GO): CST complex; site of double-strand break; chromosome, telomeric region
Molecular function (GO): single-stranded telomeric DNA binding
Source: RefSeq, a predicted model, not a curated record
CUAACUACCUAGCUAGUUAAGGUACUUGUUUGCUAAAGACCGCUUACCCUGCACGUGAAAACAAAUCAAAGAAAAGGAAGAGGUUGGAUACUCCGCCUCUGUCCACUAUGAAAUGCAGGCAUCCGCCAUAGGUCCAGCGGAGGAGCCCUCUUCUAUACUGUGGGGACUUGACCCGAUCUUUUCUGCCUUUGCUAGACUGUAUGUCAGAGACAUCCUGCAGAUGACAGAGUCCACACAAGUGCCAGGCAUUUAUUUCUACAACUCGCACCCAAUUAACAAAGUUGACAUACUUGGGACAGUUGUCUACAAGAGAGAGCGAGAUGACUUCUUUUGUUAUGGAGUAGAUGAUGGUACUGGUGUCAUAAACUGCCUGUGUUGGAAAAGUGACGCGUUCAAAGAGGAAGACCAUUCUGUGAGGGAGAAGCACAGUGUUGAGGCUUAUGGAAAUUUCAACCUAGUCACUGAGCUCAGGAAGCUGAGACAGGCCCAGAAGGAGCGCAGCUGUCUGGAUAUCGGAGAGGUGCUCAGAGUGAGAGGAUGGGUGAAAACAUCGAGGCAACAGAGAGAAAUCAUGGGCUCGACCUACUAUAAAGUAAACGACCCAGUGAUGGCAGUGCAGAUAGCAUGGAUGAUGGAGGUUCCUAGGCUCUACAGAGAGUGUUACAACAAAACCAUUCAGCUGAACCCCACUGCAACCGGUGACUCUUCCGUCAGUAUGUUCAGCAAGGCUACAAAUAUCAUCAAAGAUUUUUUUAAGCAAAAGAUGGUGACCAGGUUCAGACCCUACGAUAUUCAGGACCUUCUGCAGCCUCUGGUUUUCAGUCAGCCUCAAAAGGCCCCUGAGGACCAGCAGCCUGUGGCUGGGCUGUCUGCAUGCCAACAGCUGCACCAGCUUCUGAAGAAGGUCCUGGAGGAUUUACAAAAUGAGGGUGUCAUAUACCGCAGGGUCAAGUCCCAGGAUGAAGUCUAUGAUGUGACCGUGCAGGAUAAAGAUCUGCUCCUAGCUGUCAAAGACGUUAUCAGUCAAGACUCAAAGCGAGAGAAGCACGCAGAGAAGGGUUGCCACAUCCUGCACAUCCUAUCUGCAGUCAGACAGCGACACAGCCUCAAUGUGAGCAGGGCAGCUUUGGAGCUGGUCCUCAAAUCCCUGGAGUGCAGCAGCGACAUUGUUAGCACCAGUGACUCCCAUUACACUGUGUUUUAACAGUCAACAGUUGUUCUACAAGAUGUAAGGGCUGAAGUAAAUCAUGACAUUUGUUUGUAAACUUAAAGAGCAGGAUGUAUAAUCGAAUGGCCCUUGAGAAAUAAUUUUCCCCAAAGCAAUGUUCCAUUUUAUUUAAUUUUUUAAUUACAUUAUUUCAUUAUCAUUUCAUUUCAUUGCCAUGACAACUCAAGUGAAUUUUGGAGCAUUUACUUGUUUUCGCAGUCUUUCGUAUUAUCAUACAGUAUUAAAUGAUGUGGUCAUUAUGCUGCCACACAAUAACCCAGGAGCUUUUGGGCCGGGCCCCUGGAUUCUUGAGGCUCUUGGGCAAUCGUUUAAUUUAAACCCUAGCUUCAGUUUUAUGUGUGUAAUUAAAGCGCUAGGAUACACGUUUGUUUAUCUGAAAGCACUGAAUGUCCCACAGUGACAAUCUCAGCUGUUUGAUUUAGGCUACAAGAAAACCCAGAUGGGUUACUCCAUCUUGCUUCCGGUUCUUCUUCUCUCCGCGUGCACAGGGGGGCAGUGUUUGGUUGCUAAUUGGCUCCUUCAUAUAGAGUAGGCCGCUCCUGAUUGGCCGUCUGCGAAACAUCUGCGUCUGUAGUUCCAGUUGUUUUGUGUCUCCGGCCAGAAAGCGGCUCAUGACUCAGAGAUUGGACAGUUAAUAAACUCGUCUCGGCUUCAUAAUUAGUGGCCUAGAAUAUUAACUAACAGGAUGAAGCUGUGUUACCAGUUUAUUUCAUUUUGAGCAAGAAGGAAAAGUUAAGGGAGGGCGACUGAAUGAGCAAAUAAACUAAGUGACUGAAAACGCG